AUGAAGUUCACCACCGCCCUCCUCCUCCUCGCCUCCUCCUCCUCCUCCCCCGUCCUCGCCACCCCCGCCUCCUCCAACAUCACCCCCAACACCGUCGGCGCCCUGCACAAGCGCGCCAACUUCCCCAUCCCCGCCUCGAAAGGCUCCGUCACUCUCUCGGAGCCGCAGACGAUCAAGGCCAGCGAGCCGUUCGACGGCGGCCUCAAGACGUACGGGCGCGGCGUCAGCUGCUCGGGGCAGGCCGAGGGCGGCGACGCCGACGCGGUGUUCCUGCUCGAGGACGGCGCGACGCUGAAGAACGCGAUCAUUGGCACCGACCAGAUCGAGGGCGUCCACUGCAAGGGCAAGUGCACCAUUGAGAAUGUCUGGUGGGAGAAGGUGUGCGAGGAUGCGCUGAGCAUUAAGGGGGAUGGGGAUGCGAGUGUUAUUGGCGGCGGCGCAACCGGCGCAGAAGACAAGAUCAUCCAGCACAACGGUCUGGGCACCGUGACGAUCGACGGGUUCACCGCCGUCGACUUCGGCAAGCUGUACCGCUCGUGCGGCAACUGCAAGGUCAUGGGCGAGCGCAACGUCGUCGUCAAGAACGUCAAGGCGACCGACGGCAAGGUCCUCGUCGGCAUCAACUCGAACAAGGGCGACGUCGCGACCAUCACGGACUCGUGCGCUACGUCUGUUAAGGAGAUCUGUGUUGAGUUCGAGGGCACCACCCCCGGCAACGAGCCCAAGGAGAUCGGCUCCGGCCCGAGCGACAACUGCAAGUACACCGAGCUCGCUACUUGCUAGAUGCCUACCUACCUCCCCCCCCUAGCUACUAGCUAGGCUACACGUGUAUAAAUCGGGCACACACACACACAUGUAUAUACCCUUAAGCGUCUACUGUACAUAUUCGUCACAACACCCUCGUCAGUGUCUUGCGAGC
Hypoxylon fragiforme is the source of this 919-nucleotide messenger RNA. RefSeq names its product polysaccharide lyase family 3 protein. Gene Ontology annotation, cellular component: extracellular region. Gene Ontology annotation, biological process: pectin catabolic process. The coding region runs from base 1 to 783 and encodes 260 amino acids. The transcript is spliced from 3 exons. Lineage: Eukaryota; Fungi; Ascomycota; Sordariomycetes; Xylariales; Hypoxylaceae. The record is from RefSeq and is a predicted model, not a curated record. Gene Ontology annotation, molecular function: pectate lyase activity.